CCUUGUGUUCCCAGUAUAUCAUGGCUUCAUCAUCAAGGCCAAGUCUAUAACAUUUUCAGCUCUCAGUCCUGCUGGCCACCCUAAGCAGUUGGUGUCUAUGAAGCAUCAAGGAGGGAGAGGAGAGAGGGAGAUUGGAGAAGAGACAAGGCAAACAAAGGAGUGUGUGUGGUAUAGUAUGGGAGCAGCUUUGCAGCUCUAGUUCUACACUUGAUCUAAAAAUGUGAUUUACUUUCCUCAUCUUUCAAGACACAAGAUGGUUGUCUUUGGGGCUGCCUCAGUUCCUGCAGGCUUUCUUACUUCAAGGGUUUGAACAGCCAUGCACAGAAGGUGUUUGAGGGCCAGUGGAUGAGCAGCAGCUCGAAUUGGUGAGACUAGCAGAGACCGUGGCUGGACAGGCCUGAAUCUGCUGCUAUAGACCAGGGGAGGCCGGGGGAGGUGUGAAGAUGGCUAAUACCCUUUGAGAAUAUGUCUUAGUUUGAGGUCCAUGGAAAGGAAGGGCUUCAGGUUUCCUCUCUCUUUCUGGCUGGCCCAUGGAGAGCUUGAAGCAUACCUAACCUCCCCAGAGGUCAGACCUCUUGCACCCUGGCCUCCAGCAGGGGGGUUGGUGGAGUCAGUGUCCUGGAAGUGAGGUUCGAGUGAAUCUCUAAUGCAACUUAACAUGCCAAAGCCUAAGGGCAGGCCUGCAGAGAAAUACCCUUUGUGGUAAAGCCUGCAUCCUCCCUCUGGUGCAUGGUUUUUCUCAUGCAGAGGCCAGGGCAUAGGGCAGGAGCAGUGCCCACCUUCCCAAGUCCAAUCUAUUCUCAUGGCCAGAGUGAUGUAUCUGACCCCUCAAUGUCCUGCUCCAUCCCCCUCAGGGGUUUCUUGUGAUAAGCGAACACAACUGAUCAGGACCUCUGGAACCCUGUGGGGCCUUGGCCCCAGACCAGGCCACCUCUGCUCUACCCUUCACCCCUCGCUACAUCUGUAGUGUCACUAACCUCCUUGCUUUUCAUAGACAUCAAGUCCCUUCAACCACAGGGCCAUGCAUCUGCACCUACAGUUCCUUCUCUCUGCCUGGGAUGCCCUGUCUCCAACUGUCUGCAAGGAUGACUUCUUCACCUCUCCAGGCCAUAUGCCCUGUGAGCCUUCCCUCAUCAUCUGUCUAAAACAGCACCCUAGCCCUCUUCCUUUGCUGUACUCUCUGUCCUUAUUCAGGAUGGCCCUCAUCACUACCUGAUGCCAUCCCACAUAGCUACGUAUUUGUUGAUAUUCCUCUGUCUCCUCCAUUUGAAAACAAGUGCUAUGCAGGUCAGGGAGUGGAGUGUGCCCACUGCCAGCCCCUGGGCAGCACCUCCUCAUGGUUGGUGCACACUAAAUGUGAGUAUCUCUUGUAUUUGGUCCCCGCAUGCACAGGGAGAGUUAGAAUAGCAGUGGUUUCCAUGUUUCCAAAUCUAUUUGACAGUUAGUGUGCAGUAGGAUUUCAGAUGUUGAGGGACCCACGUGAAAAUCUGUCUGAAUCUGUUUAGGUCCUGAAUUGGGGUAGUGAGAGUUCAAGUAGGGAGAGUUUGAGAACUUGGAAAGUGAGGAAACUUACAUUUGCCAAGCGAACAAGAAAAAGGGAAGAGAUAGGUAAGGCAGAAGCAUGAAAGCAGAGCUUCUAGGGCCACUGAGUCAGGAGACAUCAGUGAAUGUCACUUCAGUAGCCCAGCUUUCCUGUUGGCGGUUACUGUUAACCAGGUGAUGACAGUGGCACCUGGAUUCAUCACUAGAGGGGAUCUGCUACUCAGACACUUUAUUUUAAAGAAGGAAAGGAAGUACGGAAUACCUCUUUAGAAUGCCUCCCUUCAUUAAAAUACUUCUGCAUUUAGAUGAGUAAUCUGUGUUUGUCUGGAAAAUUCACUUAUCUGGCACUGUGCCUGGUGGUGUUGGAUUUGAGAUGCUGUUGCAAGUGGGAGUGCCCCCUCUUGAGCAGUGUUUGAGUGGGGUUUUCUAAUGAAGCACUGGCUUUCCUACGUAGCUCCUCUUAUUCUGUUUCCUGUCAUUGCAGCAGCCUCACUACUGGGAGAAGUACUGGCUCAAAGGUGAAGUCCAUGAAGUUGCUUGAGGUUCUGAAUGCUCUAGAGGAGGAUGAAUCUGGCCACAGUAGGGAGGAGAUCUUCAUCGCACCGCCCAACAGUGCUGCAGGGAACUUCACUGAUGAGGACUCAGGUGAUGAAGACGGCUGGCGAGGACCCCACCUUCCCGGCAAUGUGCUGCAUGCCUUUGUGGUGCCUGAGGACUCUGGCGCCGGGGAAGAUGAUGACGGCCUGCAGCUGCAGCCAGCCGUGAAGAAGCAGAAGGCAGUGGUGGAACCUCAACGUGUUUGGACCAAAAGAGAUAUCUGCCCGGACUUCAGCCGUUGGACAGCGUCAGAUCCUCAUAUGGAAGAUCUCAAAAGCCAGGAACUGAGUCCUGUAGGCCUCUUUGAAUUGUUUUUUGAUGAAGGAACAAUUAAUUUUAUUGUUAAUGAAACCAAUCGUUAUGCUUGGCAGAAAAAUGUCAACCUGGGUCUCACAGCCCAGGAAUUGAAGUGUGUUUUGGGCAUUUUGAUUUUAAGUGGUUAUAUCUCCUAUCCAAGGAGAAGGAUGUUUUGGGAAACAUCCCCUGAUUCACAUCAUCAUCUUGUGGCUGAUGCAAUUAGAAGGGACAGAUUUGAAUUGAUCUUCUCCUACCUACAUUUUGCAGAUAACAGUGAGCUUGAUGAAAGCGAUAGGUUUGCCAAGGUCAGGCCUCUCAUCGUCCGCAUGAACUACAAUUUCCAGAAGCAUGCACCCUUGGAAGAGUUCUAUAGCUUUGGCGAGUCCAUGUGUGAGUACUUUGGCCAUCGGGGGUCCAAGCAGCUGCCUGCGGGGAGGCCUGUCCGGCUGGGCUACAAGAUCUGGUGUGGGACGACCAGCAGGGGCUAUUUGGUGUGGUUCGAGCCUUCACAGGGCACGCUGUUCACUAAGCCGGACAGGGGCCUGGACCUGGGAGGCAGUAUGGUGGUGAAAUUUGUGGAUGCACUUCAGACUCGUGGCUGUCUGCCAUACCACAUAUUUUUUGACAAGGUUUUUACAAGUGUCAAAUUGAUGUCCAUUUUAAGGAAGAAAGGAGUGAAGGCCACAGGAACCAUUCGUGAGUACAGAACUGAGCGAUGUCCCCUUAAAGAUCCCAAAGAGCUGAAGAAAAUGAAGAGGGGUUCGUUUGAUUACAAAGUUGAUGAGAGUGAGGAGAUCAUUGUGUGCCGCUGGCACGAUAGCAGUGUGGUCAACAUCUGCUCCAACGCUGUGGGCAUAGAGCCAGUGGGGCUGACCAACCACCACUCGGGAGCAGCCAGGACGCAGGCCCAGGUUCAUCAGCCAUCCCUGCUGCGGCUGUACCAGGAGAAGGUGGGGGGUGUCGGCCGCAUGGACCAGAACAUCGCCAAGUACAAGGUGAAGAUCCGGGGCAUGAAGUGGUACUCGAGUUUCAUUGGCUAUGUUAUUGACGCUGCUCUUAACAACGCAUGGCAGCUGCACAGGAUAUGCUGCCACGAUGCCCAGGUGGACCUUCUGGCCUUCCGGAGAUAUGUGGCCUGUGUGUACCUAGAGAGCAACGCCGACACGUCAUCCCAAGGGAGGCGAAGCAGGCGGCUGGAAACCGAGAGCCGCUUUGACAUGAUUGGGCACUGGAUCAUCCACCAGGACAAGAGGACCCGGUGUGCCCUGUGCCACUCGCAGACCAACACCCGCUGUGAGAAGUGCCAGAAGGGCGUCCAUGCCAAGUGCUUCAGGGCAUACCACAUUCGGUAAUGCCUGAUGGGCAUGGGGAGCCCUCUGGAUGCUUGGUUUGUAAUGAGAUGUUUACAGCUAAGUACAUAUAGCAUUUGGGGCACUUGUGUGUUGUGUUGACAAAAAGAGUCCUGAAUCCCUGAUUUGGUUUUGUAUUUGUCCCCGUCUUCAUUACAGUUAUCUUUUUAUUAUCUUCUAUUAUGCCUACAUAUUAAACAAAUUAAUAUUUAUGUUAGUAAUCAUAAAUGUUUGUAAAGAUAUGUUUUAUACUGUUAUUUAUGUCAACUUAUGGAUCCCUUUUUAUUCAAAUAAAAAUCUUACUUUGGGGUAUAGCUGUCCUGCUAAGGACAAUUGAAUGUAACCAAAAACGUUAGAGAAACUUUUGUGAACAGUAAAAAGAUUUUAUAGUGUAUGCUGUCAGUUAUAAUCUAAGAUAUAGGCAGUAUUGUUUCAAUAUGAUGAAGGAUACCUUAAUUAUAUUUAUUUCAUUUUAAUUUAAUGCUCGCAAACUGUCCAGGGGUAGAUAAUCUGCCAUGUAUUUUUCCA
This is a messenger RNA of Hippopotamus amphibius kiboko, 4313 nucleotides long. RefSeq names its product piggyBac transposable element derived 2 (gene PGBD2). NCBI's taxonomy places the organism in Eukaryota, Metazoa, Chordata, Mammalia, Artiodactyla, Hippopotamidae. The coding region runs from base 2070 to 3788 and encodes 572 amino acids. Gene Ontology annotation, molecular function: sequence-specific DNA binding. The transcript has 2 exons. The record is from RefSeq and is a predicted model, not a curated record.